Messenger RNA from Aphis gossypii (cotton aphid), 3237 nucleotides. RefSeq names its product intraflagellar transport protein 80 homolog (gene Oseg5). The transcript has 15 exons. Bases 865 to 3135 code for a protein of 756 amino acids. Gene Ontology annotation, cellular component: intraciliary transport particle B; centrosome; cilium. NCBI's taxonomy places the organism in Eukaryota, Metazoa, Arthropoda, Insecta, Hemiptera, Aphididae. Gene Ontology annotation, molecular function: protein binding. Gene Ontology annotation, biological process: cilium assembly. The record is from RefSeq and is a predicted model, not a curated record.
UUAUGAGUAUGAAAAACAUUAAAUGUUUGAAAAUGCUUAUAACUUACUGAAAAUUAAAAUAUCGUAAAAAACAUCAAAGGAAUAUAGAUAAUGUUCUUACCUAAAAAUUUGAUAAUGGGACAAUUCACUCCAUUAUCAUAACUGAAACUACACUAUUGAAACUGGCAAACAAAAAUUUAUUAUGUAGUACACGUGUAAGACGGAGACAACACAUGCAGGUGCAACGUUCUUUUAAAUAAGUAGACACAAGGUUGAAAUGUAUUAAUUUUUCAUUCAUCUGAAUCGUUUUCAGCAGGUGUCCCCUUUUCCCUGAGUAUUAAAUGCAUCUGAAUAAUAUUAUAGUGUCGAUGUUAGAAUAUUAAAAUAUAAUAAUAUUGCUACAAGGUUUUGAAGUUGUUAAGUCUUUUACAAUAAAAUAAAAUGUUAGAUUUUUUUUAUAACAACUGUAUAUUUUAUAUAUUUCAGUUAACAUUGGGACCACACAGCUAUAACCUAAAAUGUUGGACAUAUAUUUUAAAUAAUUAGCACUUGGUAAAAUACACAGUAGUUGUACCCAUGGCUAUUGUUGCUAUGGAAAUAUGUGUACAAACAAAUAAUUAGUCAUCAAUGCCUAUUACUUAACCACAUUUGAUAAAAUAAUUUUAUUUUAGCUUGUUGUGGGGGUGAGGUGAUGGAAUAAGUAAUUACGGAUUAGUUUUGAACAAUAUUGUGUUGCUGGUGUUGUAUAAUUUAUAUUUGUGGUUUGUGUUGUAAUCAUAAUAUUUUUUUACGUAUUAAAUAUAAGACAUGGUACUAUAACUUGUGUAAAUAAAUACCUACACACUUAUUUUUAAGAGUUAUUUAUUUUCAAUUGUUGAGUUAAAAAUGCGUUUCAAAUCAACAAUAAUAAAAGAUUCUGAGGAUCACUUUGUUGUUUGCAUUGGUUGGACUGGAAACGAUGAAAUUAUAAUCGGAAGAAACGAUUCAACAUUAUCAAAAUGGAGCCAAACCUCAAAAGAAAGUAUUAAAUUAUGCGACUUUUCUGAUGAAUCGUCGUAUCCUAUAGAUUUACACAUAUUAUCUAGUACUCAGAGGCUCACGAACAAGAAUGCAGGAAUUGAACAAAUCCUUAUAACUUCAUCAAAUGGCAAGUUACAUUUAAUGAGCAAAACAUCUAAAAUUGAUAAGACCGUAGACGCCCAUGAAGGUAAUGUAACGGUCGGGAAAUGGAGUCCUGAUGGUUCUACUUUAUUAACAGCUGGCGAGGAUGGAUCUAUAAAAAUUUGGUCUCGUAUCGGUAUGUUGAGAACAAAAUUAGUCGUAAAUGCUGAGCCAAUAUUGUCGGCCGACUGGAAUUCCGAUUCAUCUAAAAUUGUGUAUACUCAACAUGAUACACUUUGUAUUAAAUCAUUAAAAGCGAAUAUUAAAACUAUUAGAAUUCGAGGCCAUAGUGAUCUUAUACUCAAAGUGUCGUGGUGCAGAGCCAACGAUUUGAUUGUGUCAGGGGGCGAAGAUUGUUACUAUAAGAUUUGGGAUUCAUAUGGAAAUUCUGUAUUUGUGAGUGAAAAACUCACACAUCCAGUAACAUCUCAUUGUUGGAAGUCGGAUGGAAAUUUGUUAGUUGUUAGCUUUUACAAUACCAUUCUAAUUUGUAAUCAAUACGGAGUAGUUUUAUCGACAAAUUAUGUUGAUUGUGGAAGCAUUUGUACUCUUUGUUGGUCGCCGGAUAGUACUCAAGUAGCUGCUGUGUGUGCUAAUGGAAGACUAAUGGUUUCUACUUUGGUGGAAAGAAGUAUUUCGAGACGAAAUUUUCAUUGUUUGAUUACAUCACGGAAAACAAUGGCUGUUAAGGAUGUAUUAAACGAAACUAAAGAAAACCUCGAUUUCCCCGAACGUAUCGUUCAUGUAGCUAUGGAAUACAAUCAUUUAAUAGUAACCACUUGCACGCAGUGUUUUGUUUAUCAAAUGCCAAACCUAAACACUCCUCAAAUUAUCAAUUUAAAAGACACAAACGUGUUUAUGAUAAUUUUAACUGAAAAGUAUUUUGCUAUAUUAUCAAUAAGCCGAGUAGACAUUUACACGUUUGACUGUAAAUUGGUUUCGUCUCCUAAGUGGCCGAGUAUGCAAUGUGACGCAGUUCAAAGGAAUCACGUAUCUAUAUCUGAUCAUAUAUUGGCCGUAAGAGACCAACUGAAUGACAAAAUGAUACACGUUUUUGAAAUAGCACCGUUGAUUGCAUUACCUACAAUUAAACACGAAUUUGCAGUUACUGAUGUACAGUUGAUGACCACCAAGUUUCAAGAUAAACGUUAUUUGGCGUUGAUCGAUUCGAAUAUGAACAUAUUUAUCGUCCAUAUAGGACACAAGGACUGUGCUAAGACCUACAAACUUGGUUCAAUGUUUCAUAGCAUGUGCUGGAACAAUCAAACAGAAUCGCUGGCUGCGUUGCAAUAUACAAAUCUAAUAGUGUGGUAUGACCCUUUACUGUUAUUGAAUGACCAAAUCCUUGUGCGGAAGUCGCUAGAAAAAAGUGAUUUAAGUUUAUAUGGUAAUAAAUUUAACAUCGAGUUAUACGAAGACAAUAUGGUGAGUUUAAUCAACACGGACGGCGUAAAAAUAUUCAUUCAGGUGUCUCCUUACUUGGAAGCUAUGAAGAAUUACAUCGGUGCGAGUAAAUGGAUGGAAUGUCGAAUCGUAUGCCGAGAGAUGAAGAAUGAAGCAAUGUGGGCACUUCUAGCCGGCUCUGCUGUGUUGGCUAAACAGCUUGACACUGCUGAGGAGUGUUUUCUUGCUAUCGGACAGAUCGAGCGAGCGACAUAUAUCCAACACAUAAAGACGAUAUCUGAUAGAACAGUACAAGAGUCAUCACUAGCUUUGCUAUCUGGAAAAACAUCGGAAGCCGAAUCCAUUUUACUCAGAAACGGAUCCACAUUUAAAGCUAUUAUGUUUAACAUACAUAUACAUAAUUGGAGUAGAGCUUUGGAAUUAGCAGUAAAACAUAAAAAAUAUCUAAACAUGGUUAUUUAUAAACGAAGAAAUUAUUUAGAAUUUUACAAAAAAGAAGAAACAAAUGAAAAGUUUUUAAAAUACUCUAAUGUUGAAAUUGAUAACGACGAAAUCUUGAAAGAAAUCGAAGAAGAAAAUCAACGAUUGUAAAAUACAAAAUAAUUUUAUGGUGUACAAAAUAAAUGUUUGAAUAUAUUAAUGUAUCUGUAUUAGGUAUUAUAUCUUAUUAAUAACCAUAAAGUUUGGAUUUUC